AUGGGGCUCUCCAACGCAGCCAUAAUUGUCAUUGUCCUCGCCGCAUGUCUCGCAGCAACCGCACUGGGAGCAUCGCUCUUCAAGCACUACAAACCCGCUGAUGGAGAGACCCCGUUCAGUCCGGGCUACGAGCAGAAGCUCUACAUGGCUGACGUGCGAGCUCGAGGAUUCAACAAUCUGAGGCAGUUAUCAUGGGGUGAAAGAGAUCUGGAGUCGCGUUAUCCUCCAGCGGGGCCGGGCUUACCGGGCUACUAUCGCCCCCACACUUACACCGAAGACACCAACGCCUACCCAAAAGACACAGAGAGCAGCGCGUAA
Penicillium expansum is the source of this 318-nucleotide messenger RNA. RefSeq lists its product as uncharacterized. The transcript has 2 exons. The record is from RefSeq and is a predicted model, not a curated record. Bases 1 to 318 code for a protein of 105 amino acids. NCBI's taxonomy places the organism in Eukaryota, Fungi, Ascomycota, Eurotiomycetes, Eurotiales, Aspergillaceae.